GGGGUUGGUGAGGAGGACGAGGAGGAGGAGGAGGAAGGCGUGGCGUCGCUAGGGCGGCAGCCGCCGCGGGCAUCAGUGUGUCGGAAGGGCGGGGAAGAGGUGCCCGUGUCCCGCACGGCGGCGGCACCACCACCAUCAUGCAGAACGUCAUCAACACGGUGAAGGGGAAGGCGCUGGAGGUGGCCGAGUACCUCACCCCCGUGCUCAAGGAGUCCAAGUUUAAAGAAACUGGAGUAAUUACGCCUGAAGAAUUUGUUGCAGCUGGAGAUCACUUAGUUCACCACUGCCCUACUUGGCAAUGGGCUUCAGGAGAAGAACUAAAAGUCAAGGCUUAUCUCCCAACAGAUAAACAGUUUUUGGUAACUAAAAAUGUGCCGUGCUACAAAAGGUGUAAGCAGAUGGAGUACUCAGAUGAGCAGGAAGCAAUUAUAGAAGAAGAUGAUGGAGAUGGGGGAUGGGUAGAUACUUUUCACAAUGCAGGUAUAAUGGGUGCAACAGAAGCAGUUAAGGAGAUCACACUAGACUGUAAGGAUAAUAUAAAAAUACCAGAAUGUUCCGUAUCUUGUGAAGAUGAUGAGGAAGAUGAAGGAGAAGCUGCAGACAUGGAAGAGUAUGAAGAAAGUGGGCUAUUGGAGACAGAUGAUGCAACACUUGACACAAGACAGAUUGUAGAAGCUAACAAAGCUAAAGCUGAUGUUGGAGGGGAAGAUGCUAUUCUACAGACUAGAACUUAUGACCUCUACAUCACAUACGACAAAUAUUACCAGACUCCAAGGCUCUGGUUAUUUGGAUAUGAUGAGCAACGGCAGCCUUUAACAGUAGAGCAUAUGUAUGAAGAUAUUAGUCAAGAUCAUGUCAAAAAAACAGUGACCAUUGAAAACCAUCCUCACCUUCCUCCACCUCCCAUGUGCUCAGUUCAUCCGUGCAGGCAUGCGGAAGUGAUGAAGAAGAUAAUCGAGACUGUUGCAGAAGGUGGGGGAGAACUUGGAGUUCACAUGUACCUUCUUAUUUUCUUGAAAUUUGUACAGGCGGUCAUUCCAACAAUAGAAUACGACUACACGAGGCACUUUACGAUGUAACUACAAUAAGAGAUGUCCUCCUCUAAUUAUCAGAUCUUUUUUUAACUAACCCAUCCAUGUGACUUAUACACCAUUAUACACAAUUUCUGUAACUAAACUUUUAUCAAGUUGAUGCAUUAAAAUAAAAUGUUCCAUUACCAGCCUUUUUAAUAAAAAUCUUUGUGUGUAAUAUAAAUAAAUCACUUUCAUUCCAAUACAGACACUGCACCAAGAGAUGGGAUUUUUUUUAUCCAUAGUUCCUUCAAUUUACUUUCACCAGAAGGCUAUUUUUUUCUACAUUGAAGCUAAAAUCUAUUUUUCUAGUAGAAUCUGGAUGCUUUUGGCUUUGUUACUGAUUCCUGAAAAUGCGAUAUUUUCUUUUUCCCCCUCCUAUUUAAAUUCACUUGAGAGUUAUGUGGGGUUUUUCCUAGUUAUGGAUGGUUGUGUUUCCUCUAGCUGGAGGAGGAUUUUAAAAGCUGAAAGAAAAUUGGUGAUCAUCUUAUUGGGGAAAGUUUGACUAUAUCUUAAACUGAAACAGCUAUAACUAACCAAUCUUUGAAAGCUCAUUUAGAUUUACACUUGAGCAAGAUUAGUGUUCUGAGAUGGAAUUUUUGGGGAGACAAAGGAGGAAUAUUAGUAUCUAGUCUGUUCAUCUUGUAAUAAAGGCAAGAGCAGUCUUACUGACAAAAGUACAGCUUGAGAUUAAAGGGAGAAGGUGGCUAUGACAGAGCAAGGUUCAGUCUUGAUUACUUGUCUGCCUCAAACUACCCUAACGCGUAGUCUAAUAGCAUGGUUUCCUUUUUGGGGUAAGUAAAUAUAUAGGGAGAUGUGUAUGAAUUCAGAUAUUGCAGAUGUGUCCAGGCUUUAGCAGCCA
Cuculus canorus (common cuckoo) is the source of this 1932-nucleotide messenger RNA. It is a transcript of the gene ATG3, whose product is annotated as autophagy related 3. Lineage: Eukaryota; Metazoa; Chordata; Aves; Cuculiformes; Cuculidae. Gene Ontology annotation, cellular component: cytosol; cytoplasmic ubiquitin ligase complex. Gene Ontology annotation, molecular function: Atg8-family ligase activity. Gene Ontology annotation, biological process: autophagosome assembly; autophagy of mitochondrion; nucleophagy. The transcript is spliced from 12 exons. The record is from RefSeq and is a predicted model, not a curated record. The coding region runs from base 138 to 1079 and encodes 313 amino acids.